CCCCAGGGCGGGCCGGGACAGCCCCAGGGCAGGCCGGGACAGCCCCGCGGACAGCCCCAGGGCGGGCCGGGACAGCCCCGGGGCGGGCCCCAGGGCAGGCCGGGACAGCCCCGCGGACAGGCCCCAGGGCGGGCCGGGACAGCCCCGGGGCAGGCACCAGGGCGGGCCGGGACAGCCCCGCGGACAGGCACAGCGAGGGGAGCACGGGGCCCACGGACCAGGCCGGGACAGCCCCAGGGCGGGCCGGGACAGCCCCGGGGCGGGCCCCAGGGCAGGCCGGGACAGCCCCGCGGACAGGCCCCAGGGCGGGCCGGGACAGCCCGGCGGACAGGCACAGCGAGGGGAGCACGGGGCCCACGGGCCAGGCCGGGACAGCCCCAGGGCGGGCCGGGACAGCCCCAGGGCGGGCCCCAGGGCAGGCCGGGACAGCCCCGCGGACAGGCCCCAGGGCGGGCCGGGACAGCCCCAGGGCGGGCCCCAGGGCAGGCCGGGACAGCCCCGCGGACAAGCCCCAGGGCGGGCCGGGAGAGCCCCGCGGCGGGCCCCAGGGCGGGCCGGGACGGGCCCCAGGGCAGGCCGCGGCACACCCGGGGGGCGGGGCCCGCCAGGGAAGGCGACCGGGGGGAGCCGGCCAGGAGGCAGAGGCGGGGCGCAAAGAGGAAGCCAGGCAGGGGGAAGGAGGAACGAAGGCAGACGGGGAAACGGCGAAGGGCGCAGGAAAGCAGGGAGAGGGGGGGGAGGGGAGCGGCGACGCGGAGAACCGGAGGAAGGCGAGAGCGAAGACGGGCAACAAACCCCGACGGCGGGAAGGGAGGCAGGGAGGAGAGAAAAGGGCGACGCGGGCGGGGCCCGGGGCGCGGAGGAGGCAGGAGAACGCGACGGAGCGCACGGCCAGCGGGCCGGCGACGCAGCAGGCAAAGGGCGGCCCGAGCAACGGGCGAGGGGAGGAGAGAGGCCGACAAGGGGGGGGACGGGGAACGGAGAAGGAGGGGGCGAGGCCGGAGAGGGAGCCGGAGAAACGGCGACCACAGCCAAGGAAGGCAGCAGGCGCGCAAAGGACCCAAGCCGGACACGGGGAGGGAGGGACAAGAAAGAACAAGACCGGGCGCGGACGAGGCGGGGAAGGGGAAGGAGGACAAGCGAAAGCCCGGAACGAGGAGCCAGGGGAGGGCAAGGCGGGGGCCAGCAGCCGCGGGGAAGGCCAGCGCCAAGAGCGGAGAGGGAAGGGGGGCAGGGAAAAAGCGCGGAGGGGGAGCGGGGGGGGGCAGAGCGGGCCGCCCCGGGGGGGCACCGGGCGGCGCGGCCCGGCGACCGGCGAGGCGCGCCGGGCCGGAACGGGCCGGGGCGGGCCGCCGGGGCGGGGACGGGGAAGAAAGGAGAGGGCGCAAAGCAAGCCGACGCGCGGGAGACAGGAGCAGGGGAGAACAGCAGAGGAGGGCGGGCCGGGGGGGCCGGCGGGAGCGGAGGAAGGAGGAACAGGAACAGGCGGGGGCAGGCGGAGGGCAGAGGCAGAGGGGAAAGGCGGGGAGGGAGGAAAGACGAACAACGGCGAAAGCAGGGGCCAAGGAGGGGGCAGGAAGCAAGAACGAAAGGGGGGGGCGCGAAGACGAGCAGAGACCGGCCGAGGCGCAACCAGAAACGAGGCCGACCAGGGAGCGGCGGAGGGGGCGGGAAGGACGCCGCCGGCACCGGAGGAGAAAGCAAAGGCGGGGGGGCCGGGGGGAGGAGGGGCGCAAGGCGGAAACGGAAAGGAAGGGACGGAAGGGCACCACCAGGAGGGGAGCCGGCGGCGGAAGGGGACGCAACACGGGGAAACGGACCAGGGCCAGACAGAGGAAGGAGGGACAGACGGAGAGCGCGGGCGGGAGGCGAGGGGGGGGGGGCAGGGCCGGGCGGAGGGGGGGAGCGAGGGGGCGGGGGAAGGCCGGGAACGAACGAGACCGCAGCCGGCGAACGAGCGAGGCGGAGGGGACCGGCCGCGGCCAGCGGCGGAGAGGGACGAGGGCCGCGGAGGCCAAGGAAGGGGGAGGCAAGAACAGGGCGGGGAGGCCCGGAGAGGGGCGGGGCCGCACGCGCGCGACACGGAGGGAGGCAACGAGGGGAGAGCCGGGGCCGACAGGCCCGGGGAAGCGGGGAAAGGGCAGCGGGAGGGGAGAGAGCAGGGCAAGGGGGGGCGGCAACGAGGAAGGCCGAGGAAGCGCGAGGCAGCAGCGCGCGGGGACGACGGCCCGGCCCGGGGACACACCGCCCGGCGCGCCGACCGAGGGAAGGGGCCGGGGAAGGGGGCGGAGCGAGGCGAGGGGGCGGGGCGCGGCCGGCAACGGCGCGAGAAGGCCACGGAACCGGAGCAGGGAGAGGAAGGAGAAGGCGGAACAAGGGGGCCGGAGGGGAACCGGCGGAAGGAGCAGGGGCGAGACCGGCCCAGCAGAACGACCGGGGAACAGGGAAGAAGAACCGGCGGG
Molecule: messenger RNA, 2462 nt
Organism: Juglans microcarpa x Juglans regia
Lineage: Eukaryota; Viridiplantae; Streptophyta; Magnoliopsida; Fagales; Juglandaceae
Product: collagen alpha-1(I) chain-like
Exons: 2
Source: RefSeq, a predicted model, not a curated record